CCUGUCCGGCGCUCGACGUUCCACCCCCCUCUCUCUGCUCUCAGGUUGGUUCAGCCCCCGUCUACACUGGGGUGGUGCUUAGCCGGCGCCAGACCGACCCUCGACUUCGGAGAGGCAGCGCGGUGCCUCUGGGUGCUUCCGCCUCCCCUUCUCCAGCUUCUCCAGCGUCCUCGGCCUCGUCGCCCGCCGCGGGAACCCGAGACCCCAGUGUAUGCCCCACCCCUGACCCCGCUCGCGACAUGUCCACCCCGGCUCGGCGGCGCCUCAUGCGGGACUUCAAGAGGUUGCAGGAGGAUCCUCCAGCCGGAGUCAGCGGGGCUCCGUCCGAGAACAACAUAAUGGUGUGGAACGCGGUCAUUUUCGGGCCUGAAGGGACCCCGUUUGAGGAUGGAACAUUUAAACUUACAAUAGAAUUCACUGAAGAAUAUCCAAAUAAACCACCUACAGUUAGAUUUGUCUCUAAGAUGUUCCAUCCAAAUGUCUAUGCAGAUGGUAGUAUAUGUCUGGACAUACUUCAGAACCGUUGGAGUCCAACCUAUGAUGUGUCUUCCAUUCUAACAUCCAUACAGUCUCUAUUGGAUGAACCCAAUCCCAAUAGUCCAGCAAACAGCCAGGCUGCUCAGCUGUACCAGGAGAACAAACGGGAAUAUGAAAAGCGUGUUUCUGCAAUAGUAGAACAAAGCUGGCGUGAUUGUUGACCCUGGGUACAGUUUAAAGAAGAAGCUGGCCAUAAGAAAAAUAUAUAGAUGUGUUUGUCACCUCCCUACUCCUGUCAUUACAUUUACUUUAUUAAAAGCAAAAUAGCUGUU
This is a messenger RNA of Rhinopithecus roxellana (golden snub-nosed monkey), 809 nucleotides long. RefSeq names its product ubiquitin conjugating enzyme E2 A (gene UBE2A). The record is from RefSeq and is a predicted model, not a curated record. The coding region runs from base 240 to 698 and encodes 152 amino acids. Gene Ontology annotation, molecular function: ubiquitin conjugating enzyme activity. NCBI's taxonomy places the organism in Eukaryota, Metazoa, Chordata, Mammalia, Primates, Cercopithecidae. Gene Ontology annotation, cellular component: HULC complex. The transcript has 6 exons. Gene Ontology annotation, biological process: protein polyubiquitination; proteasome-mediated ubiquitin-dependent protein catabolic process; DNA repair.